Messenger RNA from Drosophila takahashii, 2554 nucleotides. RefSeq lists its product as uncharacterized. Lineage: Eukaryota; Metazoa; Arthropoda; Insecta; Diptera; Drosophilidae. The record is from RefSeq and is a predicted model, not a curated record.
GAAUGGCAAUUGUGCACAAAUUUAAAUUUGCGGAAAGCUUUUUUGAAGGGUGUUUUCGUACUGGAAUUAAUUAAUGUUUCGCCUAAUCCAAUAAAGACCGAAAAGCAGUAGCUAUGUGGAUGUUACAAGCAUUACUGGGCCAAUCAACGGAGCUAAAAUGCUGCACACCGAAUCCCUGCCCACCGCUGGCCACCAGGGCAUCUAUGCGCCACUAAGUCAGGCGAUGAGCGAUUCCGAGUCCGACGAGGAGAUCGAGAUCCACAACGCCGCCAAUCUUCGCCAGAAAUUGCAGCAGAAACUGCAGACCCAUCAGAAUCCGCAGCAGAAUCCUCAGCAGGAGCAGUCCCAACGGAUACGCAUUCCACCGAACACGCUGGCCCUGAAAUCGCCACACACCCGAGCAGCACCCACCGCCACCAGGAUUGUGACGCGUCACCCGGCCGCCAAUCCUGGCCAGAAAUUCCAACUGGAGGGCAGCACCUACGCCACCAACAUGCAGAACACCUUCCGCUCCGUCAUGUUGAGCAGCGACAAUGGGGCAGUGGGCUCCGAGUUGUCCCAGUUCAACAGUGAAUUCGACUCGAAUGCGGAUAAUGUGGCCAUUUUGGGUGGUAAUCCAACUGGCGAGGAUUUGCCGGGCAAAAGGACACCCAUGUCGGUGGCCAGAAAAGGCUGCUUCAUCGCCAGCCUGCUGCUCUGCUUCCUUGCCGUCGUCUCCUUUGUGUGGCUAGUGCCCUGCGGCAAUCCCGAUGGCACCGGAUCCUGUCCAGCCGUCGGAGAUCGGGUGAGGACCCACAACUGGUUCAAUAACUACACCAAGGCGGAGCUCAAGGGCGGCGUCAAUGUGGUGGGCGGUCUGCGGUCGUGGGAGAACAACCUGAUCUUCAUGUACCGCGGCGAUGCCUUCUUUCCGGAAUCCCGGCCAGGCAACGAGCGGCGCAACGGGAUCAUCUGCCUGAUUGGCUCCUCGGGAGCGGUGGCCUGGUUUGUGGAGAUGGUGGACGAACCGGUGGCCCUGGACUGCAGCCUCAUCGACGUGGAUGGCAAUGGGAAGUCGGAUUGCCUGGUCCUCGACGAACAUGGCGAACUGGGGGCCAUUAAUCCGGUUUCCGGCGAGUGGCUGUGGUGGUUCAAGGAGCGUUCCGCCCGCAAGGUGGAUGCCUAUGACUUUCCCGUGAUUCUACCCGAUCUAGAUGCCGAUGGCGUGCUGGAUCUGCUGCUGGUGACCAGUUUAUCCCUGGAACAGCGCACCAAAUCGCUGGCCCAGCUGAAGCACGAGUCCAUGGCGCAACUGGAAGCCCGCAAUGUGCUGCGCCUGCUGUCGGGCAGGCGGGGAGCUCCCAUUGGCGAUGGCUUCCGCAUCCACGAUUGCGACAGGCUCUGUAACCUAAAACUCGAGGCGGGCAACGUGAGCUUCACCUGCCAGCGGAUAAACGGCACGGAGCAGCAGAGGUCCAAGAGUCUGGCGGAGAUUUAUGCCCUGAUUACCAACAAAUCCAUUGUUGGCCAGCGGCUGGCCAGCUCGAAGAUAGCGCAACACAGGAAUCACGGCCAGCGACGCGAAUUGGAUGCCCAGAGGAACAUCUACUCCUUGAGCGGUCGCGAACUGGUGGUGGAGAACCGUGGACGCUGUCCGGAGGAUUGCAAUGUCACCUUUGUCCUAACCGAAGUCCGCGAAGGCAGGCCGCAUGUGGUGCAGAAUUACAGCCAGAGUGGAAUGUAUGGAAUGGCGCCCACCCAGUGGCACUUCAAGGACACCAAGAUGUCCGGCUUUGUGAUGAAGUUCUGGAAGUGGCAUGGCCUGGUUAAGCCAUCUAAACAGUCCUCUUCCUCCUCCGCCAGCAGCAAUAAUAAUGUGCAGAAAAGUGCCAGCAACAAUCACACGAAGAACAUGAAUGCCAUCAAGGAUAAGGAGAAGGCUCAGAAGAAACAGCAACAUCAAAGGCUGCGGAGGAGCACGAAGGCAGCGGAGGAUCACCAGGAGUUCGAUGUCUUCAGGCACGUUAAGCAAAAGAGGGAAUCCUUUGGGUUGCCCUUCAAAAACCAGACCAAAUCCGGGGGAAUCUCCACCGGCAGCUACAAAAUGAACAUGAUCACGGAGAGCGUGCUGCUAGUAAAAUUCGUGGGCGCAGAUACCCGCAUCGAGAACACCUCGCAGAGCAACAUCAUCCAGUUCUGCCGGCACGAACGCAAGGAGAUGGUCUGCCAGCCGGAUCUGAACAACCAGGAUCACUCGAUGCUCAUCGCCGAUCUGGACCAGGAUGGUUCCCAGGAGCUGGUCACCUACAUGUCCACCUUCGUGCAUCCCGAGGAUCAGCCGCUCGGCGAGUGGAAGCUGCUGACCUACGUGCGACUGUUGCGCCUCCAGGCGGAGCUGGAAACGGUGGAGCCUCGCAAAUAGGCAGGAUAAAUCUGAAGAGGAUUAUAGUGCAUUUAGCCAGCCGGAAGUGAGCUGUCAGACCCGAGUAGCAGUUUAAUCUAGUUGCAUGCAUUACAUUGUACAUUAUUAGAAACCUUUUCUAGACUCCCAUAAUAAAUCAGUAAACAAAUGGAA